AAGUGUUUCAAAGAAACACAAAUCUGCUCUGAGAAAGGUCUGUACCCAAUAAGUAAGCCCAAAGAGCCUUGUUUGCUUGGUGAUGCCGGCAGAUAAGCCUGGCAAACCUCGGUGUGAUUGAAGAAGCCAGUUUGAGACUCAGCCUAGCGCAGGCAAGCUACUGGCCCCUGGCAGCACUCAACGAACCUCAACACAAUGGUGUUCGCAUUUUGGAAGGUCUUUCUGAUCCUAAACUGCCUUGCAGGUCAAGUCAGUGGGGUGCAAGUGACCAUCCCAGACAGUUUCGUGAACGUGACUGUUGGAUCUGAUGUCACUCUCGUCUGUACCUAUACCACCACUGUGGCCUCCCGGGACCAGCUUUCCAUCCAGUGGUCAUUCUUCCAUAAGAAGGAGUUACAGCCAGUUUCUCACAGCCCGUGCCUCAAUACUGAGGGUAUGGAGGAAAAGGCAGUCAGUCAGUGUCUAAAAAUGGCGCAUGCAAGAGACGCUCGGGGAAGAUGUAGCUGGACCUCUCAGAUUUACUAUUCUGAAGGUGGACAAUCUGCAGCCAUUGGGCAAUUUAAAGGUCGAAUUGUAGGGUCCAACGAGCCAGAUAACGCAUCUAUCACUAUCUCGCAUAUGCAACCAGCAGAUAGUGGCAUCUACAUCUGCGAUGUGAACAACCCCCCGGACUUUGUUGGCAAGAAUCAAGGCAUCCUCAACGUCAGUGUGUUAGUCAAACCUUCCAAGCCCUUUUGCAGCAUCCAGGGAAUACCGGAAACUGGCCAUCCUAUAUCUCUUUCUUGUCUCUCUGUGCUCGGAACACCCUCCCCUGUGUAUUACUGGUAUAGACUUGAAGGAAGAGACAUCGUCCCAGUGAAGGAAAGCUUCAACCCCGCCACCGGGAUUUUGGUUAUUGGAAAUCUGACCAAUUUUGAACAAGGUUAUUACCAGUGCACCGCUAUCAACAUCCUUGGCAAUAGUUCCUGCGAAAUUGACCUAAGUUCUUCACAUCCAGAAGUUGGAAUCAUUGUUGGGGCCUUGGUGGGUACCCUAGUAGGUGCUGCCAUUAUCAUCUCUGUUGUGUGCUUCGCAAGGAACAAGGCAAAGGCAAAGUCAAAGGGGAAGGAGAGGAAAAGAAAUUCUAAAACCACCACAGAACUUGAACCAAUGACAAUGAUCAAACAAAGCACAGAGGGUGAAGUAAUGCCAAAUGAAGACACGAUCCAACUAGAAGCAACUGUGCCACCUUCCACCCAUGAGACUGACGAUGAUACCAUCCUGGGGGCAGAUCAUGAGCCUAUCCCUGAGCCUGAGCCUGUCUCAGAGCCUCCCCUGGAGCCCACCCCAGGACCUGAGCUUGUCCCGGUGCCUGAGCUUGAGAUUGAGCUGGAGCCAGAGCCCGAGCCAGAGCCAAAAAUGGAGCCAGAGCCCGAGAUUGUAGUUGAGCCCUUGUGUGACGAGGAAAAAAGAGGGAAUAAGCAAUAGGCUGGUAACAUAAGUACAGUAGUCAUCACUGAGGAACCCAUUACUGGCGUUUGGAAUUCACUUGACCUAACCAGUCUCCCCCCACCUCCCUCCAUUCUUACCAACCCUCUUCUAACAAGGUGCUCCUACCAACCAUCCAAAAUAAAAAGGUCAAGAUAACUACUAAAUAAAUGCAAGAGUUCCUGAAUUA
Messenger RNA from Ceratotherium simum simum (southern white rhinoceros), 1657 nucleotides. The record is from RefSeq and is a predicted model, not a curated record. Lineage: Eukaryota; Metazoa; Chordata; Mammalia; Perissodactyla; Rhinocerotidae.